Molecule: messenger RNA, 14280 nt
Organism: Mercenaria mercenaria
Lineage: Eukaryota; Metazoa; Mollusca; Bivalvia; Venerida; Veneridae
Exons: 16
Coding region: 1605-8354 (2249 amino acids)
Biological process (GO): intracellular protein transport; exocytosis
Cellular component (GO): plasma membrane; exocytic vesicle
Molecular function (GO): neurexin family protein binding; small GTPase binding
Source: RefSeq, a predicted model, not a curated record
ACUCUAGCCAAGCGGUGACAAUUUCACGUGCGUCCCGAAAAAUGCGUAUUUAUCACGUGCGGUUUAUGACAGAUAGUAGGAGAAACUGCGAGCUAUAGAGUGAUCAAGAUACAGCUGAAAAAACAAAGUGAUGUCGGUGGAAAAACAAGGUCUUGCAAGCUGUUAAGAUGUUGCAGUAAAAACAAGGUCUUAUUUGCAGUAUUAAAGUGGAAAAAAAGUUUCAAUCAAAAUAUGGCAGAAAACAGUGUUGGGUUAAAAUUCACUGGAAAAACCAACUGAAAGUCAGGUAAAAACACAGAGGAAGAUCAACGUUUAGCCAAAAUACUGUGGAAAUACAAAAAAAAAAAAGUUUGUUCUAAAGAUAAGAAAUGGAAAAACAAGGUUCAGUCCAAAUAUUAUGCAAAAACAGGUUUAAAAUAAAAGGUUGAUUCAAAACACAGUCAAAAUACAAUGUCAAGUAAAACAGAUGUGAAAAAAAUAGACAGUCAAAAUAGGUAUAAGUGCAAUGAAAAAACAAGGUGCAGUACACAUAUACUGGUUGGGAACUAGUUUCUGGACAGGACCAGUUUCCGGACACAUGUAAUAUCCGCUUUAUUUCGUUGUUAUUCCUGUUAUUGUUUCAUCUAGGUCAUUUAGGUGUUUGUUCUUCAUGUCUACAACCAACCACUAUAUUACAGAACUGUUUUAUGUUAGUUUUUUUUAUGAUAACACACCUGUGUUUACAAAACAACUUUUUUUCUUAACGGGGCAUGAAGAUAGCAUUGCGCAUGCGCAGUAGUUCACACUUGCCGAGGUACCAAGUGGGGAAGAAAUAAUUAAACUUCAUAUUGAUUGUCCGCUGAUAACAUGUGCUACUUCUAAUUUCACGGUAAUAGUUACAUAAAAUGCAGGGCUGUCGAUUUUUGCACUAAUUUUAUUCUAUAUCUAUUGGAAUUAUCAAGAAUCCGCCUUAGAUGAAAUUCGAGACUUUUAUUGUCAAUUUCGGUUGCUUUCGUAGCUGCUAUUGAACGUCAGGUUAUGUUUCGUGUGCAUUUUUGAAGAGAUGAAUGAUAAAGAAAUGUGUAAAAAUAGUUUAAUUACUUAUUUUGAUAUAAAAUUAACAGCAAAAUACCGUCAAAAUAUUUGUCCGGAUACUGGUUUACCUUACAGGGAAAAUAACUUCUUUUAGUGACCCCAUUUGAGGCCCCAUAGAACCCAUGUUUUAUGUCACAACGCGAUGCUGAUUACAACAUCGGAUGCAGAAGGAGCUGAAGUUUGUGCAGUGUGGGCUUCAUUUAUGUCAAAUAUUAUUUUUAGGGAAUAAUGGAGCCAAAAUAUGAAAAUGUGUCUGGAAAAUGGUUCCCAACCAGUAGCAGAAAAACCAAAGUUAGAUAUAGACAUUCAGUGGUUCAGUCUAGAUACAAUGGAAAACAAAGACAGGUAUUCAAUGGAGAAUGUGAAGUAGGAAAUGGAUGGAUGGUUAGAAAUUGCAAAAUGCUGCAUAUAGUAGAUAACUGAAAAAUGCAUUAUAACAUAUAAAUAUUACUGAAAUGAAUCAUGCUGCAAAGAUUUUGCACAGUAUUGAGCAAGUGUUAGGAACUGAUAUUAUAUAGCAGCAAUAUAAAAUGGAUUGUGUCGAAGUUGUGGAGAACUUGUCUCAGCGUGAGAAAAACUCCAUCUUGCAUGUACUUCAGCGAGAUGAGCAGCUUCGUCAAGGUCAAGAAGAGAAAAUAAGUAACCUGAAAAGGGAGAUCAAUUUGAUACGGAUGUGCAGUGUUUUACGAGCGGGAGAUGACCAGUCAAAGAUAUGCCUACGUUGCCGAACAGAAAUGGGUAUUUUGUUCAACCGUGGAUCACUCUGCCCGUCCUGCAAAUACAAAGUUUGCAAAAGUUGCCAAGAGGUCAUGUUCAAUGGCUCCUGGCUGUGUAAACUUUGUUACAAACAAAGGCAGCUGAAGUGGCUUACAGGAGAGUGGACAGCAUCAUUUGAACAAAAUCCUCUCAGAAAAUGGGCCUCUGGGUCAGAUCUUGUUAAAGCCUCACUCCAGAUGGUACCAGGCACUACAAGUAUUGACAUCGAUGAGUCUCCCAGUAACCAUGGCAAUAAUAAACAGGGAAAGAAAGUAUCAAGAAAUGGUGUUGGAGGUGCGGAUCAGGGUAGAACUCGCGUUGAGGUCCCCAAAGAGGGUGAUCAACUCAAACUGUCAGAACUAUUUAAUGUUUUACGGGUGAAGAAACCGGAAGACAAGGUAAUUCAGGAGACACAAGUGAGGCGAAUUACGUCUCGAAAGUAUAGUGAGUCAGAUAGUGACUCCAGCUCAAAUUCUGAUAUAGACAUUAAAAGCACAUCUACUGCCCCAUCUGUGACUGAAUCUGAACUUGAUGGGCGGAGGAUUGAAUCUCCCCGUGGUCUGGAAUCUCCACCACCUCAGAUUGUUGAACCUCCAAUGGUGGCUAGAGUGCAUAAAACAGCUGAGAGAUACCCAACAGUUAAAAAAAUUGAAUCCCCUGAAUAUAGGGUUGAAGAUGAAGCAUACCGGCCUAAACCAUCUCCAAGGUCUCCGAAACCUGCUGCAAGAAGAAAAGUUAAAAGUGAAAAUUUAGAACAAGAAAAUAUCACCCCUAUGGCCAGGCCAAGAACAAAAGAGAGAAGAUCAGACGGAACUGAAAGAGUUGUUGAAGGUCAAGUGUCAAUGUCAAGGUCAAUGGAAGUGAGAUCAUCUGCUGGUAGAUCAGCAAAUGAGAAUGAACUAAGUGAUAAAGGGUCUGUACAUUCAGAACUUAAUCUACAUGUAGCAAAAACAAAAGAAUCUCUAGACAAAAAGUCACGUUCCCAAGUAUCUCUAGAUAGCAGACGUUUAGAGUCAGAUAGUUCAGUGAGGCCCAAGUCAAAAGAACAGAUAGUUAGAAAAAGUGCUGACAGUCUGUCUCUAGAAUCAAAACAAACAAUGAACACUGAUCAAAGGUCUCUCCAUAAGAGUGAUAACCAAUUAGAUAGAAAAAAUGGUGCUGAUAUAGAAAAUAAAAGAAAUGAUAAAAGAAGAGAUGUUAUAAUUAAAUCUAGUAGUAGUAGUAGGGAACCUAUUCUUGUCGAUGAAUCUCAAAUGUCAGUUAAUCAAAAAGACAUUGACACAUUCAGUGAUAGAAGCAUUCCAUCAAAACAUUCCAUUGAUAAGGAACAGUCAAAAGUAUUGACAACAAGUGAGGAAGAGGGGCUGACUCAAAGAACAGGGUCACCUUACUCAUUUUCUAUGGAUUCCCUCCCCUCGUCCCAUCCUUCACCAACUUUAAAUCGGUGCAGUUUUUCAAGUAAUCCAGACUCGGAUACAGAUUCUGUCUCAAGAUUGAAAGGUCGCCCAGACCCUAUUUUAGAACAGAGCCCAUCAUCAUCCAGGAGUGCAAAAACAGUGCCAAAGGGUGAAAACAAAAAAGAAGAUAUCGUUGUUGAAGAAAUUUCUAAAGUGCAGUUUAGAAGAGUAUCGAAGACAGUUGGCCAACUUGGAUCAAUUGCAAAGAUGUCAUUGUCACCUAAUAGAAAUAAUACUCCUGAGGUUGACCUAGUGGUAGAGCAGAGGGAAACCCAGAGUAGAGUGGGCUCAGGGCUCAGAGAGGAGGGAGGGGGUUCUCAGUCUCAAAAUUUAAACACUUUCCAUAAAAUGGAAGGUGUGGAUAGUGUUUUCUAUGAAGACCCAAGUUCUCCUGUAGAAUUACCAGCAGCAGAGGAAGAUUUAUGCAUUAAGCAAGAUGUAUCUGCAAGGUCACCACCAAAUCUUGUGACAGAGCUUCUAAUGAAAAAGCUGGAGAGUAAAUACGCUAGUAGAAAUGGAAAUGAGACUUCCAGGCUAGAGAAUAAAUCCACGGAGGAGAUGGCCUGGAUUCAUGAAGAUGAAUCUCGUUCUCAUCAGGUUAAAGGCUUGGAGAACAAAUCUUUAAAACGACUACCAAAGUUGAUGACAAGCUCAGUGACAUCAGAGUAUGACAGAAAGCCAUCAGAAGCUGAUUCAAUUGAAGACAUGAUAGACAAUAUGGCUAGAGCUCACUUAUAUGUUGAGACUAAUGUGCCACCAAGAGCAUCUGAAUCAGAUUCUGAUGUUGGAUUCACCCUGACUCCAGUAACGCCUUUCCCUCAAGAGAUGUAUGAAAAACGGUCUGGGAAAUAUAACAGAUUUGCGUAUAUUUCUGAUGAUAACCUUGAUGGUGAUUCAGCAGAUGAUUUGUUAGGUGAUGAAAAUGAUGAAAUGGAAGGUCCAAACAGGUUUAUCGAAAAAGAAAACAAAUACUUAGAAACAGAAAGUAAAUUGCCUGAUAAGAAGAAAAUUGAGUUGAGAAGUAUGGACUCCUUAGAUUUGAUACUCAUUAAUCAGGAAGAUUAUGUUGAUGGAAGUCAGCCAGUUAUUGAACUUGAGACUGAAUACCAAAAUGCUUUGAAAUUCUCAAAUGAAAAGAAUGAAGACAUCAGGGCUGCAGAGAAAAGCACCGUUGAACCAAGAGAAGGUGAAAUGGUUGAUAUACCUGACAAAGUUACAACUGAAAACAGUGUUGAGAUAGAUGAUUUGACAAGCAAAAAUGCUGUUGAUUUAUCAGGAGAAAUGAAACACGAUAAAGAAUCAAAACAUGAAAGUAUUGAUUCACAGGUAUCAGAGAAAGAACCAAUUAUUUUAAAGAAAAUGAAAAGAAAACCAAAGCUUGAAACUGAAAAUUCAUUAGAUAUUCUUCUAGACCAGCAAGGCGAUUUAGUGGAUCAAAAUUCACAAAAUUUUGAUUUUGAUGCAGAACUUCUUGCUAAUUUGGAAAACAAUCUCAAAGAGCAUCUUUCUGCACAAAAAAGAAGCCCUACUCUCGGUCAAGAAUAUGCUUAUCUUGGCAUUCAACAUGUGGUUAAAGCAAGUUCAGAUGAAAACUCACAAGGUAAGGCCUCUCCAAAUCAAGAUGAUUUUGAUACAUUAGUUGAAGGUGCUAGAGAGUACCUUGAUGGAAAAACAGAAAACACAACUUCAGGUUGUGAACCAAUAUUGAAAGUAAAGAAUUACAUUAAACAUGACACUUCUCCAGAAAGCUCAGAUUCAGAUAUGUUGAGUGUCAUUGAAGAGGUUGAUGAUGAAAGAAGUGAGUCUGAUGAUGGUGAUAAAGAAGACACUAAAGAAAGAUGUGAAGUUGAAAGACAUUCCCACUCAUUGCAAAAUGUAGUGAGAAUAGAUAAUACAAGCAUUGUGAAAACUGCUGAGAAAGAGCGAAAACCAGAAAUUUCAGAAGCAGUUAUAGGAAAAGAUAUAGUAAUUGAAAACAAAUCUUCUGUAAGUGCUAGAAAGCAUGAAGAAGAUGAAAACAAAACUAAGAUUAAAGGAAAGAUAUUUCAGAAAGCCAGAGAUAUUGAACAAAGAGUAAAAAAUUUAACUAAAGGAAUUGUAAGUUCAGCAGCAGUUACCAGUAAAAAGGGUAGUAUGAAACAUAAAGAUAAAUACAAGAAGGUACAUGACUGUUGGUUAGCUCUUGAAAGACAUGAGGCAGAUAUGUUAGAUAUUGAUGAAUUUGAUAAAGACACUGAGGCACAACAGUAUACUGAAGAACAUAAAGGAAAGAGUGAUGUUAAUGAUGAGACAACAGACGUUAGAGAUGAAUUAAAAGAAGUUGAAAGUAAUUAUGCAGAAUCUUUUGGUAUUGAUACAGAUAUGGAAUCCAAGUCAAAUUUAGAAAAUGUUUUAUCAAACCCAGAAAGUAAUGAGAUUACAGAAGAAGAUAUGUUUGAAAGUGUAUCCAUAAUAAGAGAAACAAAUAAAUUUGGUAUCAAAAUGGAUACUGAAAAUCAGGAUAAUGUAAAAACAGAAAGUGACUCACCAGACAGCAGUGCAAUCCAUGAUAUAUUGAAGGAUGAGGGACAGACUGGACAGGUGAUUUUAAAUAGUACAGUGAAUGACAAAAGCAAUUACAGUGGUGCCAGUUUGAAUGACAGUAACAUAUUUUGCCAUACUAUUAGUGAUAUAAGUAGUUUAGCAGAGACGGAACUCCCAGAUAGUAGUUUUAUUAGUAAACAGUCAGUAGCUGCUGAUGCAAGCCUGGAAAAAGGUAUAACAUCUACAACAGACUCCUGUCAGAGUUUGCAAGAAAUAAAACUAGAACAGACUCAAGAAGUUAUUAAACAAGAGGAAAGUUUUAAUUUAAAGAUAAGUAUAAAUGAUUCAAAAGGUUUGUGUCAAAGUAUCUCAGAACUGCAAGAUCCAGUCAUUGAAAGUUUGUCAGAUUUGGAACAUCCUUCUAGCAGUUUUACUAGUGAACAGUCUCUGACUGAUGACUCUAGCCAUCAAAAAAGUAUAACAGCUCCAAGAGACUCUUGCCAUAGCUUGCCAGAUAUAGAUAAAGAGAAGAUUCAAGAAGUUACAGGAGAAAAAGAAAGUUUUGAUUUAAAAACAAGCAUAAAUGAUUCAAGAGGACUGUGUCAAAGUAUCUCAGAGCGUCAAGAUCCAAUCAUCGAAAGUUUGUCAGUUUCUGAAUUUCCUGACAUAAGAUUUACAAGUAAACAGUCUAUGUCUAAAGAUGCUGGCCUGAAAGAAAGUAUAACAGCUCCAACAGACUCCUGUCAGAGUUUACAAGAUAUAAAAAUAGAAGAAACUGAUGAAGUUAUUAAACAAGAGGAAAGUUUUGAUUUAAAAACAAGCAUAAAUGAUUCUAAAGGUUUAUGCCAAAGUAUCUCAGAGCUAAAGGAACCAUUCAUUGAAAGUGUAACAGGAGAUACUUCAUUGUGUGUAGAUGUUACAGGUGAUGUUUUUGUCACUGAAGUUACUGAUCAUACCACAAAAGAUACAACAAAAGAUGGAACUAAUAAAGAAAGACUUGAUUCAGAUGAAAUUAGAAUUGAGAUAAAGUCAAUGCAGCAAUCACAGAAAUCAUACAAGACAGAGAUUGAGCUAAACCUUGAUAGGAGCGGAAAAGUAACUCCUCCAGCAAGCACGACUAAAGACCCUAAAUUUUUCAGACCCCCAGAAAAACCUCCUCGUGUUAAAAAAGAAACUUCCUCCUCAUCUGGCCUUGAUAGCCCUGAAAUUUCACCAGUCAACCCCCAAGUUUACAUGGACUCUGACAGAACAGAAAAAUUGGCGAGUGCCCGAGAUUCAUCUCGAGAAUCACCAAGAACAUUGUCAGAAUGUUCCGUCAGUCAGGAUGAUAGUGGCAAUGUGAGUGGGGGUUCACGCGGAACAACUCCGGAACACAGACGAACAGACAGUAGUUACUCGCAGUCAUCUCUGCCUUCCACGCUAUCAAAUGUUACAGAUGAAGAUGAGGACAUUGAUCAUAUAGUAGCAAGAGUUCAAAAGCAGUCGAGUCGCGGCAGUAACCUGCUCUCAGUAUUUGGCGAUAGCCGUGAGAGUCUAGCCAGUUACUAUAGUGAUGCGGGUGAUAUUGCCUACAGUAACAUUCCUAUCACUGGUGAGAUUCUUUUCAGCCUUAACUAUAACUACAAGACCAACAUGCUAGAGGUGGGCGUGAAACAGUGCCGAAACAUUGCCGUAGCUGAUACAAGGCGGCGUAGAUCAGACCCCUAUGUGAAGACAUACCUGUUGCCAGAUCGAACCAGAGGAGGGAAAAGAAAAACUAAAGUGAAAAAGCAUUCAACCAGUCCAACAUUUGAUGAAACACUGAAGUAUUCUUUAACAAAGAGUGAACUAGAAAAUCGUACCUUGUGGUUAACUGUAUGGCACAAUGAUCGGUUUGGUAGAAAUGUGUUCCUUGGUGAAGUCACAAUCAACUUUGACUACUACAAGUUUGAAGACCCAUUUCCGAAAUGGUAUCCAUUACAAGAACGGAUGGAUGCUCCCCCUCCAUCCAUGAUGGUAUACAAGGGUGAUUUAAGUCUCUGUGUUAGAUUUGUGCCUGCUGAAAAAAUAGGUGCUUCCCCUGCUGCAAGCAGCAAACAGAAGAAGGAUAGCGGGAAAGGAAGUGGGAAAGGACAGUUAGAAGUGAUGAUGAAAGAAGCACGUAAUCUCACAGCUGUCCGGUCAAACGGGUUUUCAGAUCCUUUCUGUAAAGGGUAUUUGUUACCAGAAAGACACAAGAGUAGCAAACAGAAAACUGCUGUAAUCAAGAAAGACUGUAGCCCAGUAUGGAAUCACACAUUUGUGUUUGAGGAUGUAACGCUGAUGGAGUUGCGCGAAAGAUGUCUGGAACUCACUAUAUGGGACUAUGAGAAACUGGCAAGCAAUGAUUUCCUUGGCGGUGUCAGACUCAAUCUCGGAACAGGUGUUAGUGGAGGCAAAGCUGUGGAUUGGAUGGAUGCACGAGGGGAAGAGAUGUCAAUGUGGCAAGCCAUGCUUGACCGUCCAAAUGUCUGGAUAGAUGGCGCUCUCAUCCUACGACCAAAUAUGGACAAAAGAAAAUUCUAAUUUUUUUUUACUGCAAAACGUGUAGUCUGCUGACCAAGUUCAACUUCAUUACCAGCCAUAUGUUCAGUAACACCUGUCUAUAAAGACAAUAAAGACUGCCCAUGGAAAUUGGAAAAGCUUGGUGUUUGUUAGCAAGUUUUCUCUCAACACAGCUAAAAUGCUAUUGUUUGUAGGUAAAUGUGAAGGCAAAGUGACAGUCUUCCAAGAAGGGCUGUAUUAUUUUGGCCAUUGUUUGGAGGUGGUCUUAGGAACAGGUUCCAGUGUAUUUACUUUCGUGUGAGAACAGCAGUACGUAAUGUAUCUGUAUGUUUCUACAGUCAUUGUUAUAAAUGUAAAAUUGCUUUUCAUAGGUGAACAAACUUGACCUAAAGUAGAGGAAUGCACUAUGCAUUUUGUCCAGUUUAUAAAAAUGGUAUCUAAAAUGAUAUAGCCAGAGAUCAUGCUCAUGUAAUCAUGCUUUAAGAAAGUGAAAUGUUAAUAUUUUAUCAUUAUUAUGUCUCCCACCACACAGUUGUGUGGGAGACAUAUUGAUUUACUCCAGUCAGUGUGUGUCUGUGUGUCUGUCACAAAGCUUGUCCACACUCUAAGUCGAAAAUUUCUCAUCCGAUCUUCACCAAACUUGAACAAAAUGUGUUUGACCAUGAGACCUCGCCCAAGUUUGAUAACUAGCCAAAUCGGUUUAGGCAUUUUGGAGUUACGGCCCUUGAAUUACCAAAAAUCGGCCUUUUUACUCUUGUCUGCACUCUAAGUCAAAAAUUUCUCAUUUGAUCUUCAUUAAACUUGAACAAAAUGUGUUUUACCAUGAUACCUCAGCCAAGUUCGAUAACUAGCCAAAUCGGUCCAGGCAUUUUGGAGUUACGGCCCUUGAAUUACCGAAAAAUCAGCGUUUUUAUUCUUGUCCUCACUCUAAGUCAAACAUUUCUCAUCCGAUCUUCACCAAACUUGAACAAAAUGUGUUUGACCAUGAGACCUCGGCCAAGUUCGAUAACUAGCCAAAUCGGUCCAGGCAUUUUGAAGUUACGGCCCUUGAAUUACCGAAAAAUCUGCGUUUUUACUCUUGUCCACUCUCUAAGUCGAACAUUCCUCAGCCAAGUUCGAUAACUAGCCAAAUCCGCCAAGGCACUUUUGAAUUAUGCCCCUUAAAUUACUGAUUGGAUCCACUCGUCCAGACCAUCUAAUUGGAUCCACUUGUCUAAACCAUCUAGAGAAACUAGACAUUUUUCAUAGGGGCAGCUGUGGGAGACAUGCGCUUUUCUCAAAAGCAUAUCUAGUUGAUUGUGAAACUGUUAUUAUCUGUGCAUAAAUAUAGAAGGCGAUACAACAGUUUCAAAAUGAUUUUGUCAUAAGAAAAUGGCCUCUCUGUCCAUAUUUCAUUAUUUAUGUUAAGGAAGUAAAGUUUUGAAAUUCUGUCACUUUUCAUGUAUAGAUAUAGGAUGAUAAUUUGGCGAUUUAUUUAGAAGGUAAAUUUGAAGAAAGGGUAAAGUUAUAUGUGAUAAUUUGAUGGUUUGUCAUUUGUUCCGCUUUCUAGGACUCUUUUUCAGUAAAUAUCUAAGGAAUCCUAUAAUUGCCAUCACAUUUCAUGAUUGGUAAUGCAGUAACGCUAAAUUAUGCAUGGUAAUGUAAUAAUGUCAAUAAAAGUUUGUUUUGCAUUAAAAAUGGAAAAAAAUGAAUUGAUUGGCAGUCAUAGAAUUCUUUAGUGCCAUCUGAUCAUAGGAUGUGAUAUAUAUUUCUGUUUUCAUUAGGCACACAGUUGUCAAAUUAUCGUACAAGAUCUGUUGAAAGCUUAUUUUCUGAUAUCAUGUUUUGUAGCAUGGGAAAUAAAUAUUGUAGCCUUAUAUGUAUAGAUGUAUCUCGGAUUUGUUUCCCUUGGAUUGUAAUUAUGAAAGAUGGUCUUUUCUGAAGCCAAAGCAAAACAUUCUUGAUUUAGGCAGAAGCAGCUAUUAUGACUGGCUUAAAUGGCUUUUUCAUGGGGAAAUGAAUUUGUGGAAUUCAAAAAUGUUUAAUUACAUAUAUUUUUUCUAUAUUAAUGAUUUCACAUUACAUAUUUUAAAAGAAGAAAGAUAAAGAUUUUUGGAUUUGAUUUAAAGGAUUAGCCAGACUUUUAUGGGCAACUAAUUUGUUAAUUUGCAUCUAGAAUUCCAUACAACUGGAUCAACACAACCACAAAAUCUGUAGAAAAGUGUUCUGCUUGAUCAGCACAAGCAUAAAAUCUAUAAAAAGUAGUCCUCUGUUGGAUCAAUACAUUACCACAAGAUCUAUAAAAAUUAGUCCUCCACAAAUCAAAAUGAGCCGUGCCAUGGGAAAACCAACAUAGUGGCUUUGCGACCAGCAUGGAUCCAGACCAGCCUGCGCAUCCGCGCAGUCUGGUCAGGAUCCAUGCUGUUCGCUAACGGUUUCUCUAAUUGCAGUAGGCUUUAAAAGCGAACAGCAUGGAUCCUGACCAGACUGCGCAGAUGCGCAGGCUGGUCUGGAUCCAUGCUGGUCGCAAAGCCACUAUGUUGGUUUUCUCAUGGCGCGGCUCAAAUUACUUUACAUUAUCAUAUAAUUACUGAAAAUCUGAUGCUAAGGCCAAUACACAUUUCUUUAUUUUAUUUCAAUGUUUCUUUAUCUCUUUGAAUUCCAGUCUUAAAGACAGCAGCUAUAUUGUGGUUUGGACCAAAAAUUGUAAAAUUUGCAUGCAAGAAAAAAUAAUAUAUUUUUUGCAGUAUUUUAUUUGUAGAAAGAUUUUUUUUGUAUUUGAAUGUAUGUUUAGUCUUGAAAUCCUUGUCAUGGUGAUAACAAGAAAGAUUUUUUAUGCCUAUUCCUUUUUCUUUUUUGUUUUGAAAUUCUUUGUUUGUGUAUAAUGCAGAUUUGAAUUUCUUGUUUUUCUCGUUACAUGUUAUUUCAUUUGUUUUCAAAAAUGUCUUUCAUUUAAUCAGAUUGUGAUUGUUUUAACUAUAACACUGUACAUUUGUUGACAUUUUUGUCAUGUAUACAGCCCAGUAUAUGAAUCUUGGGCCCAUACAGGAGCUGGUCUGUCCUGAAAUAAUGCUCAGCAGGAAUCUUGGGUCUUCCUACACAAUAUUGAUAAAUUGUUUCUUUACUUGUGAAAAAAAAUGAUGUGAAGAAGUCCCAAAUUGAGAACAUUAGGGAUAUACUAACUUUAAAGUUAAAUUUAUUAGAAACAUUCCAUUUAUUGUUGGCUAUUUUACAGUAAUUUAUUAUUGUUAGCGUGAAAAUAAUGUGUUCUAGUUAAUUUUCUGUUUAUAAUAUUACCAUCAGUAUAUAUUUUGUAUUUGUUAGAAUAGCCAUUACUGAAAUAGGAUCCUUUAAUUAAGAAAUGAAUAUUUUUUUCGGUGUUCAUGUAAAAAUAAACGACAGAAUAGGAUUGGCAAGUCCAUGAAUCACGCUAGCAGUUCAUCUUUAAUUUGCCGAUCCUAUUCAGCCAUUCAUUUCGCAUGAAUUCCGGAAAAAAAUUAAUUUCUUUUAUAACAUUCUAUUUCCUUUCCAUUUUUAAACAAGAAUAUAUUAUUAAUUGCACACAUUUUGUUGCAUUUAACAUUAAAAUAAGCUUCCCUGCCAUUCUGUUCACCAGACGGAACAACUGUGACAUCAUCUAAGGAACAUUUUCCCUGACUAUACACGGAUGUUGUCAAAACAGUGGCUCAUUAUCACUAAGCAGUGUUGUCAUAACUUUGGCGCCUUUCCUUUUACUGUUCAUACAAAAUGAACGUCAUAAUUUUCAAUGGAAAGGAAUAGGACGGAUGUAAAUAUAAUGCAUUGGCCAGUAUGUUAAUUAUGACAGUGGAUAUAUUGCAGAUUUAGUACUUUCUUCUGUCACCUAUUUUUAGCUCAUCUGAUUUUUUGAAAAAAAAUUAUGAGUUAUUGUCAUCACUUGAGUGGUUGUCGGCGUCGGCGUUGCCUGGUUAAGUUUUAUGUUUAGGUCAACUUUUCUCCUAAACUAUCAAAGCUAUUGCUUUGAAACUUGGAAUACUUGUUCAUCAUCAUAAGCUGACCCUGUAUAGCAAGAAACAUAACUCCAUCCUGCUUUUUGCAAGAUUUAUGGCCUCUUUUGGACUUAGAAAUAUCAGAUUUCUUGGUUAAGUUUUAUGUUUAGGUCAACUUUUCUCCUAAACUGUCAAAGCUAUUGCUUUGAAACUUGGAAUACUUGUUCAUCAUCAUAAGCAGACCCUGUACAUCAAGAAACAUAACUCCAUCCUGCUUUUUGCAAGAAUUAUUGCCCCUUUUGGACUUAGAAAAUCAGUUUUCUUGGUUAAGUUUUAUGUUUAGGUCAACUUUUCUCCUAAACUAUCGAAGCUAUUGCUUUAAAACUUGCAACAGUUUUUCACCACCAUAAGCUGACCCUGUACAGCAAGAAACAUAACUCCAUCCUGCUUUUUGCAAGAUUUAUGGCCCCUUUUGGACUUAGAAAAAAUCAGAUUUCUUGGUUUAGUUUUAUGUUUAAGUCAAUUUUUUCUCUUAAACUAUCAAAGAUAUUGCUUUGAAACUUGCAACAGUUGUUCACCAUCAUAAGCUGACCCUGUACAGCAAGCAACAUAACUCCAUCCUGCUUUUUGCAAUAAUUAUUGCCCCUUUUGGACUUAGAAAAUCAUUUUCUUGGUUGAGUAUUAUGUUUAAGUCAACUUUUCUCAUAAACUAUCAAAGCUAUUGCUUUAAAACUUGCAACAGUUUUUCACCGUCAUAAGCUGACACUAUACAUCAAGAAACAUAACUCCAUCCUGCUUUUUGCAAGAAUGAUGGCCCUUUUUAGACUUAGAAAAUCAUGGGUAGGACAAUAUUUCUAUUAUACAAAAAAAAUCAGAUGAGCGUCAGCACCCGCAAGGCGGUGCUCUUGUUAGAUUUAUUUUCAAAAGAAUUGAGACGUUAAUUAUGACAGUGGAAAUAUUGCUGAUUUAUUACUGUAUUUUGUCACUUAUUCUUAAAUUUAUCAUAUAAGAUCAGGUUAUCUUUGUCUAGCUCAUAAACACAGGAUUUUUUAUUUUCAUUUAGGUGUGCCAUUCAUGCAAAAAAUGCAUCUUUUGUUUACUUGGUGAAAGAUAUUUAUAUCUUACACUGAAACAAACAAAUAUCAUAUAUAUAUUCUACUAUGGAUGACUGCAUUCUGCAUUCAGUUUCGUAAAAAAUGCUGAAUACAUUAAUGUUCCCUACAUCAUUUUGUUAUAUUAAACUUACAUAUUGUUAUCUAUACACUGUACAUCCAAAUUUACAUUUUCUAAUUGUUUAUAAAUUGUUGUAUAGCCAACUUUUUGACAUGUAUUAUUGUUAUACUGGAAGCAUUUUUGUACUUACUUACAUGUAUGUGUUUACAACAAUUUAAACCAAUUACAUGGUAGCAUUUAUUUCUAAGAGAAGACAACUCUGCAACUCAUAUUUAUUUUACCUUAACAGGAGUUAGCUCCCAUUUUGAAGAAAAGCUGCACCUUGUUAGGAUGUGUUAAAAAACUGCUUAUGCUCAUAUAUACAUUUGCAUGUGAUUAAAAGAUAAAUGGUUUGGUCAGAUUAUAAUAAGUAUUACAGUUAGUAAAUUGUUAUACAUAAAGAACUCAAAAUAAGUAUCUAGCUAAAGUUUUAUUAUUCAGUAAGUCAAGCUCACAGAAACAUCUGUAUUGAAAUAAAUAAUUAGAAGAAUGCAUCUGAUUUGCUUUAGUUGUGACAAUAAUCUAUGAUGAAAUCAGUUUCUUUUUUUUUUCUUUCAAUAGGAAACAAUCUAAAAACAGCUAAAAGACCAUGAUUAUUUCAUUUAUCUUUUUACCAUUAUUUUUUUUGCAUUUUUGUUAUAUUUCAUGUAUAGUAGAUAGGCUAAUAAAUUCUCAUGCUCUUUCUUGUGUAGUGGUUAUAAUUAUAUGUAAGUUAUAUAAACAUUUAAAUUCUGUGUACAGCGCUUUUUCAUAUAAACUUGUUUAAUAAAAAACUAAUUAACUGAUUA